AUUUUGUGACAAUUGACAUUUGUGCAACAUAACCUUAAACCAUAAGCACAUUAGCACACAGACCUCAAGAGAAAAAUGAUGUCAGACGAGUCAGAAAAUGACGGUGUAUUUGCAGAAAGCUACGAAAACGACAUUUAUUAUAAAAAAUACAAACUCCUUCUGGACGAGUGUGCCCAGCUGCAAAAAUCAAACGAAAUUUUAGUUUUUAGGAUACAAGAAGUGAACAAAAUCGUACGGAGGAGACAGAAAGAGGUGAAAUUCUUCAGAAAGCGGCUCCAAAACAACUACGGUGAAGAUUGGGCUGUGAUUCCCAACCUUGACAUUGUGAAGGAGGAAGAAGACAGCAAAUCUGUAGCGUAUUUGAUGUUGAAAGACAAACUAAAAGACGAAAAAGGGGAAGAGCCUGUAGAAAAACCCAAACCUAGUAAGAAACCAACUAAACGAAAAAGUGGCAGAAGCGAAAAGGACCCAAAAGCGCCGAAGCGGCCUUCAAACCCGUUUUUCCAAUUCUGCCAAGAACAAAGACAGAUUCUAAUGGAACAAUUAAACGCGGAACUGAAACCUGGAGAAGCAGAACUCUCGAAACAAGAACUAACAAGACAAUUGGCAAUUAAAUGGAAAUCUCUUUCAGGAUCUGACAAAAAAGUGUAUGUGGACAUGUAUGAACGUUCGAAAGAAAAAUACGCAGCGGAAUUAUCAGAAUAUAAUAUGAAAAAAUAAUAUAAGCAUAAACAACGAA
This is a messenger RNA of Zophobas morio, 739 nucleotides long. RefSeq names its product high mobility group protein B3-like. NCBI's taxonomy places the organism in Eukaryota, Metazoa, Arthropoda, Insecta, Coleoptera, Tenebrionidae. The coding region runs from base 76 to 720 and encodes 214 amino acids. The transcript has 4 exons. Gene Ontology annotation, molecular function: DNA binding, bending; transcription cis-regulatory region binding. The record is from RefSeq and is a predicted model, not a curated record. Gene Ontology annotation, biological process: regulation of transcription by RNA polymerase II.